Molecule: messenger RNA, 1717 nt
Organism: Asparagus officinalis (garden asparagus)
Lineage: Eukaryota; Viridiplantae; Streptophyta; Magnoliopsida; Asparagales; Asparagaceae
Exons: 3
Coding region: 21-1427 (468 amino acids)
Molecular function (GO): zinc ion binding
Source: RefSeq, a predicted model, not a curated record
UAUUUCAGAGGGUAUAUGACAUGCGGGGGAUUAAGAUAUCUAAAUAUAAGGCAUAUGAUGCAAGGAGGAAAGCGUUGUCUAAAAUUUUUGGAGAUUGGGAAAAAUCAUAUGAAUUACUUCCACAGUAUCUUGAAGCUAUCAAACGAAAUAAUCCGGGUACUGAAUACGAAAUAUUAUCCGAAGAGAUUGCACCGGGUAUGGAGAGGUUCACUCGCGUGUUUUGGGCAUUUGGUCCUGCUAUUAAGGGCUUCACUUUUUGUCGUCCGCUAUUGAGCAUUGAUGGUACACAUUUAUAUGGAAAGUACAAAGGCGUGCUUCUUGUAGCGACCGGUGUAGAUGCAAAUGGCGGGUUAUUUCCUCUAGCAUUUGCAGUCGUGGAGGUGGAGGAUACGUCUAGUUGGAAGUGGUUUUUUGAACUUAUAUACAAGUGGAUUCCAAGUGUCCGUGCGCCAAGAAUAAUUACCUUUAUUUCGGAUAGGAUGAAAGGAAUUAUAAGGGCGUUACAUGAGGGUUUUAGUGCACCACAUCACCAUCGAUAUUGUUUAAGGCAUAUAAGAGAUAAUUUCAAGAAAAAACACGGUGAGAUUAAUUUGCAAAAUCUUUUGUGGCAAGCCGGGUGUGCGACCGACACAUUAGUGUAUGAACAUUGCAGGGAGAAAAUCAAGUCUUUGUCAUUAGAUGCACAUAAUUGGAUUGAAAAUAACUUGAAGCCUCAAUUCGAGCAUCGGUGGGCAUUAUGUAAGGAUGAGGGUGUGCGGUUUUGCAUGAUGACGACUAAUUGCUCCGAGAGCUUUAACGGCGUUCUUAAAGGAGCACGAGCUAUGCCAAUACAAUCUUUGGUUGCGAGAACAUUCUAUAGACUAAACGCAUACUUCAACAAAAGGCGUGGUGAUGGCAUAGACUGGACAACACGUUACACACCAAAAAAUGAGUCCAUUUUGCAUAGAAGAAUUGAGGCAGCAAGAUCAUGUCAAAUUACUGUAUUCAACGACAACGAAUGGCAGGUACAAGAUUGUGACGGUAUCUACACCGUUAAACUAUUUGAUGUUGAUUGCACUUGCACAUGUAACAUACCACAACUCCAAAAAAUACCCUGUGCACAUGUGCUUGCGGCUUCUUCUAAUCAGCCGGGAGGUGCUAGAAUUCCCAGAAAUCGGUAUUGCUCGCCUUGGUAUUCAACAGCUCACUAUCAAAAGACAUAUAGUGAGAGUUUUCAUCCACCUGAUGAUAGUCGGUAUUGGCCUGAAUAUAAUGGACCACAUAUAGUUCCACCUCAGUACCGGAGACAAGCAGGUCGACCACGAUCUGUGCGAAUUAGGGGAACCAUGGAUCAAGGGCGAGAAGGAGUGGUCAAGCACAAAAAAUGUAGUCUUUGCAAACAACCGGGACAUACUCGACCUCGUUGUCCAUCUAGACACAAUAGAUAGCAACUAAUUGGUUUGUACACCAUGGAUCCUGGGCCGGUUAGUGAUGAGGUCUUAUAUGACCAGGCUCAGCAUCGUUCACAUAUUAUAUCCUGUACAGAGAGAGGUCCGAGUAUCGUUAUGGUUGAUCAUAGCCUCAGCCAUAGCCGUUGGCGGUUAGAGGAUGAGCGUAUCAUAGCAGCUGUGGGACGGGCCGGCUUCUUGACUUGUUCAAAGCUUCGUUGGAUAAAGCUCGAUUGGCCCCUACUGAUUGCGUUGAUGGAUAGAUGGAGACCUGAGACCAAUACUUUCCA